Molecule: messenger RNA, 390 nt
Organism: Striga asiatica
Lineage: Eukaryota; Viridiplantae; Streptophyta; Magnoliopsida; Lamiales; Orobanchaceae
Source: the annotation of a GenBank genome assembly
AUGACAGUUUCACGGGCCACGUGUCUUGCGAAAACAAAGACAGCCUGGCUGCUGAUCGACCGGAAUCAUUCCACCUCCUUUCGAAGUGUCGAUGGCUUCCAACAUUUUGACAACUUCGUCCAUUUCGGGCCUCUUGUCUGGGCUUGCAUCCCAACAUCUUUUCAUCACAUUUGCAAGAGAGCUCGGGCAGCAUCUCGGAAUUUCGGGCCUCAAGUACCCUCUAGCAAGAUCAAGUGCCAUCUGCACAACUACUUUGAAAGCAAGCUUUUUUCGCCUGUUCUUAAUGAGGUACGACUUCAAGGCACCUCCUGGAAGAUAUUCCACAACAACACAGCAGAUGUUACUUGGCAUGCCUAUUUGACCGUUUUCGGUUUGAAUGUUAAGACCUGA